UUACGCGGGAACGAGCAUCCGAUGCCUCCACUCCGGAAGUCCUUCCGGAAGUCCAAACUCUUCAUUCCAUCCUCCCUUCAUCCCCAUACCCAAAGCAAAGGAGAAGGGGGCAGAAAAAAAAAAAAGCGCCAAGGAAGCAAGCAAGAAAGAAACUUUCAGAUUGGGCGGGAGAUUUUGGCGAUUUCGACGAGGUAGAAGAAGGGGUUCUGGAGUUCUGUGAGGAAUUGGAAGGGCAUUGGUGGAAUGGGUUUCGUGAGCACGGUGCUCGGUUUCUGCGGAUUUGGCGCGGGGUUUUCGGUUGGCAUCGUGAUUGGAUACUAUCUGUUCAUCUACUUCCAGCCCACUGAUGUUAAGGAUCCUAAAAUUCGUCCUCUUAUUGAACAUGAUUCAAAAUCUUUGGAACGUAUGCUUCCUGAGAUUCCUUUAUGGGUGAAAAAUCCGGACUAUGAUCGAGUUGAUUGGCUAAACAGGUUUCUAGAAUCGAUGUGGCCUUAUCUGGAUAAGGCAAUCUGCAGAACAGCAAAGGAAAUUGCAAAACCAAUAAUUGCUGAGAAUAUUCCAAAGUAUAAAAUUGACUCUGUUGAAUUUGAAACAUUUACCCUUGGUUCCCUACCACCAACUUUUCAAGGAAUAAAAGUGCACAUUACAGCGGAGAAGGAAUUGAUUGUGGAACCAUCACUGAAAUGGGCUGGAAACCCUAAUGUCACUGUUCUGGUUAAAGCAUUUGGCUUAAAAGCAAGUAUACAGGUGGUUGAUUUGCAAAUCUUUGCUUCACCACGUAUAACUUUAAAGCCAUUGGUCCCUAGCUUUCCUUGUUUUGCAAAAAUCCUUGUCUCUCUCAUGGAGAAGCCACAUGUUGACUUUGGACUAAAACUUAUUGGGGCGGAUCUUAUGGCGAUUCCUGGCCUUUACAGAUUUGUCCAGGAGACGAUCAAGAACCAAGUUGCAAAUAUGUAUAUGUGGCCUAGAAGAUUGGAAGUUCCAAUUAUGGACCCUUCAAAAGCUGAAAAGAGGCCUGUUGGAAUUCUAUAUGUGAAGGUUGUCAGGGCUCAUAGUCUGAGAAGAAAAGAUAUCUUGGGUAAAUCUGACCCAUAUGUGAAACUUAGGCUAACAGAAGAAAAACUUCCAUCAAAGAAAACUACAGUGAAGCACGCUAACCUUAAUCCAGAAUGGAAUGAAGAAUUCAAGUUGGUUGUCAAAGAUCCAGAAACGCAAGCUUUGGAGCUUAUUGUUUAUGACUGGGAACAGGUCGGGAAACAUGAAAAAAUGGGCAUGAAUGUUAUUCAGUUAAAUGAGCUUACCCCAGGUGAACCAAAAUCUUUGACACUUGACUUGCUCAAAACAAUGGAUCCUAGCGAUGUUCAAAAUGGGAAGUCACGUGGACAGAUUGUUUUGGAAGUGACAUACAAGCCCUUUAGGGAAGCGGAUCUACCGAAAGUUAUCAGUAUGGAUGUUGUGCAAGAGGCACCUCUUGGUACUCCAGCUGGUGGUGGUUUGCUUGUUGUUAUAGUUCAUGAAGCUCAAGAUCUUGAGGGAAAGCACCAUACAAACCCGUAUGUGCGGAUCAUGUUUAGAGGAGAGGAGAAGAAGACUAAGCACAGAAAGAAAAGCAGAGAUCCACGAUGGGAAGAGGAGUUUCAGUUUGUAUGCGAGGAGCCACCAAUUCAUGAUAAAAUGCAUGUAGAGGUAUUAAGUAGGCCACCAAGCAUUGGCAUACACUCCAAGGAAAGUUUGGGUUAUGUCACUAUUAGCCUUGCAGAUGUUGUGAGCAACAGGCGAAUCAAUGAAAAAUAUCAUCUCAUUGACUCCAAACAUGGUUUGAUUCAAAUUGAGCUGCAGUGGAGAACUUAUAAUGUUUCUUAAUGGAGAAUUUUAAGCGCUGGCAUCCUAUAUCCAGAAAAUAUGAGAAAAUAUUUCUGCUUGUGUGCAUUACGUGGUAUAAUAUUAGGAAGAUGAAAUCCUGUAGAUAUUGAACUAAAGAAUCUCUUUUUUACCCAGUUUUUCUUAGAUUUAAUGUGUUUAUGGAUAUAGAUUUUGCUGAUUAAUAAAUUCAAAUUU
This is a messenger RNA of Elaeis guineensis (African oil palm), 2058 nucleotides long. Its product is annotated as synaptotagmin-2. The record is from RefSeq and is a predicted model, not a curated record. Gene Ontology annotation, molecular function: lipid binding. Gene Ontology annotation, cellular component: endoplasmic reticulum. Lineage: Eukaryota; Viridiplantae; Streptophyta; Magnoliopsida; Arecales; Arecaceae.